Molecule: messenger RNA, 1413 nt
Organism: Fukomys damarensis (Damara mole-rat)
Lineage: Eukaryota; Metazoa; Chordata; Mammalia; Rodentia; Bathyergidae
Gene: Wdr74
Product: WD repeat domain 74
Exons: 10
Coding region: 68-1324 (418 amino acids)
Biological process (GO): ribosomal large subunit biogenesis
Cellular component (GO): preribosome, large subunit precursor; nucleolus
Molecular function (GO): protein binding
Source: RefSeq, a predicted model, not a curated record
CACCGGAAAUGCGGCUGGCGACGCACACCGUGCGCCGGAAGUUCAAGCAGCGGGGCUGAGCUCCGCUAUGGCGGCUGCCUCAGCUCGCAGUAACCAUGUGUGGGUCGGUACUGAGACCGGGAUCCUGAAAGGAGUGGACCUCCAGCGGAAGUUGGCGGCGAACUUCACGACAACAGGUCAGCCGCAGCGCGAGGCGGCGGUGAACGCUCUGUGCUGGGGCGCGAGCGACGAGACCCAGAUCCUGGUGGGCUGCGCGGACCGGACGGUGAGGCGUUUCAGCACCAAGGAUGGCGCGUUCCAGGGCCAGAGGCGCUGCCCCGGCGGGGAGGGCACAUUCCGGGGACUCGCCCAGGCCGACAGCACAUUCAUCACAUGUGUGGAUUCUGGGGUCCUCAGAGUCUGGCGCAGCGAUGACAAGGAGGCACCCUCAGACCCAGUGAGGUUCCCUUUCUCUUCAGGUGGGGAGCGCUUUGGAAAAGGGAAGUCAAAGACUCUGAAACUGACUCAUCUCUGGUUUUUUCAGCUCCUGGAACUGAAGGUGGGUCCUGGGGUAUGCAGGAUGCGCCAAAACCCAGCACAGCCCCAUGUGGUUGCCACUGGGGGAAAGGAGAAUGCCCUGAAGGUGUGGGACCUGCAGGGGUCAGAGGAGCCCAUGUUCAAAGCCAAGAAUGUGCGGCAUGAUUGGCUAGACCUGCGGGUCCCAGUCUGGGACCAGGACAUACAGUUCCUGCCUGGGUCUCAGAAGCUUGUCACGUGCACAGGGUACCACCAGGUCCGUGUCUAUGAUCCAGCCUCCCCUCAGCGCCGGCCAGUCCUAGAGACCACCUUUGGAGAGUAUCCACUGACAGCUAUGACCCUCACUCCAGGGGGCAACUCAGUCAUUGUAGGAAACACUCAUGGGCAGCUGGCAGAAAUUGACUUUCGGAAAGGGCGCCUACUGGGCUGUCUGAAGGGGCUGGCGGGCAGUGUCCGAGAGCUGCAGUGUCACCCUUCAAAGCCGAUGCUGGCCUCUUGUGGCUUGGACAGGAUCUUGAGGAUACACAGAAUCCAAAACCCUCGAGGCUUGGAGCAUAAGAUUUAUCUUAAAUCUCGACUGAACUGCCUCCUCCUGUCAGGCAGGGAGAACUGGAGGGAUGAGCUGGAAUUGCCGCAGGAGCGCAGCGAGGAGCCCCCCCAAGAUUCAGAGGUGGAUGAGCUCUGGGCAUCCUUGGAGGUAGCUGCCAAGCGGAAGCUCCCACGCGUGGACCAGACCCUGAGGGCCCUGGGGACCCAAGAGAGGAAGAAAAAGUGUCCCGGAGCCUUGAGCCCCCAGCCCUGUGAAUAAAAACCUCCCCACUCGCUGUGUCUUAAUCCUUGUGGAGGGGGCGCACACGUCAUAGAGGCUGCGUUGUGCCCGGCGAGGGCCACAAGCGU